Messenger RNA from Culex quinquefasciatus (southern house mosquito), 3013 nucleotides. RefSeq names its product homeotic protein antennapedia (gene Antp). Gene Ontology annotation, molecular function: RNA polymerase II cis-regulatory region sequence-specific DNA binding; DNA-binding transcription factor activity, RNA polymerase II-specific. Gene Ontology annotation, cellular component: nucleus. NCBI's taxonomy places the organism in Eukaryota, Metazoa, Arthropoda, Insecta, Diptera, Culicidae. The transcript is spliced from 5 exons. Gene Ontology annotation, biological process: anterior/posterior pattern specification; negative regulation of transcription by RNA polymerase II. Bases 1651 to 2631 code for a protein of 326 amino acids. The record is from RefSeq and is a predicted model, not a curated record.
GGUUUUAGUUUGAUAGAAAUCGUAAAGAAAUAAACAUCAAUUAGAAAAGCAUAAAGAAACACACAAUAAAAAGUACACAGUUGAGAGGUUGUCGCAGUUGGAUUUUCUGCUCUCCGCUGUAUUGUCGAUUGUUGCGUUUUGCUCCUCGCAGGAGGACGACUUCGAGCAAGCGACGAGAGAACAGACAAUCAUAACAAAUCGUAAAAUUUUAUAGUUAUUGUAAUUUACGAGGUGUUGACGAGAGGCGCCGGGUUUUAACGUCUAAUCGCCACCGGUCGUCAAACAGUUCGCAGUUCGUAGUUUGUUUAAUUGUUGUCUAGUGCUAGCCGACCACGUGGAGCAAGUGCCCACCAGCCGUACGUACGGAAGCACUUCAUUAUCUUAUCGAGAAGCGAAAAGCGUGUGCGAAACUGACCCACAAACUGGGAGAACAAGUGAAAGAAUUCAAAGUGCGAGCGGCGAGCUAGCAGCUCUUCCAGUCCAAUGCAAGCAAAGUGUUCCUGAAAGAAGCCAAAAGUUGUCUAAGUAAUCACCGUUUGUGCAGCAAAAAAUCAAUCGCUGAAGUUGGAGAAAAGAAAAAGUGUGCAAUUUAUAUUUAUUUAUUUGGGAAAAGUUUAUAAUUUCGUGCAACAGAAGCAAAGAAAAAUUGGGGAAAAGUGCAAGUGUAAGAAAUACUUAAAUUAAAAGAUCCAGUCUAAACAUUGAAAGUGGGAGAAAAAUCAUUCGGGUGCAAUAAAUCGUGAAAAGUGGAGGAUUGCAGCGGAUGAGCCAGCUACACAUCCAAGACGACAUCUCUAAUCGCUCCAGAACCUAAAGGAUUACCAUUGGAUUAAUAACUGUUUAAACUCACCAGCGAUUAAACUGAUAUCGGAGAAUAUCGUUUGUCAAACGCUCAAACAGAACGGACCGCACGGAGCCAUACCAACCUAAUAGUAGCAUCGAUGAGCGAUAGUUCCUCUUGCAAGCGGCUUGUUUCGAGUUAGUUUGUCAGUAUUUUGUAUUUUUGGAAAUUUGCUCCACAAUCACCACCACCAACAUCACCUACUACAAUACGUCCAAAUCAAAUCAAAGAAUCUCGGAUAAGUGUGUAAAUAAGUGCGGUUAUCUGCGCCCCUGCGACGUACGUGAGCAAUCUCCAUCAAAGUUUUCCGUUUUGCUUCAAGUGAAAAAAAAAAAUCCGUACGAUUUAAUAUUUUUGUUUUGAGUUGUUUUGUGCGCAAAAAAAAAGUAUUCUCAUCGUGUUCAUCGCCCAGCUGUAAAAGUUCAUCUUCACUACAAUCACGCAUGCCAAGCAUAACUUCGACCGAAAACAAAAAAAGUCAAUACACAAUAAGAAAAGCUUUUGUGAUAGUUUUAUAAAUGAAAAGUAAGCUUACCGUAAGAGAAUCGAGUGAAUAGAAAAGUAUUAAGUGAAAGUGUGCGUGCGUGCGUGUGUUUGCCGGAUCCAUCAUAUUUUUUUGUUGUGAGAGUUCAUGAGUCGAUCACAAAUUUCAUCGAGCCAAGACGAGACAGAUGAUUGAUUACUAACCUCCUCGAUAAUCUGGAGCUGUGAGUUGGGUUUUUUUUUGUUGGAACGACCUUGUUCGCUUUCCCGUUGAGGAGUCUCGUGUACCGAUUCGUUAAGCUUGCGCUGUAACCAAACCUGUCAAAAUGACGAUGAGUACAAAUAAUUGUGAAAGUAUGACGUCAUACUUUACAAAUUCCUACAUGAAUUCAGACAUGCACGGUCACUAUCCUGGCACGGGCGUGGACGGACUCGACACCAGCCAGCAGAUGUACCACCACAGUCAGGGUCACGCUGGCCAAGGAAAUAUGCCACCGUAUCCGCGCUUUCCGCCGUACGACCGGAUGGGCUAUUAUCAGCAAAAUAUGGAUCCUGCCGGAUAUGCGCGAGCCGAUAGUCCGUCGAGUCAGGUGGGUGGUGUGAUACCACAGCAAACGAACGGCAAUCCCCUGCAGCAAACGCAAGUCCCACCUCAGCAACAGCAGCAGCAGCAACAGCAGCCGAUAGUUUACGCAAGCUGUAAGUUGCAGGCCGCAGUCGGAAACGGUCCGAACGGGCUCGGAACGUACGGUGCUGAAAAUGGAUCCCCUCCGCUGGAACAGAUGGGUCACCAUAUGAACACUGCACAAAUGACAAUACCUCAGCACCACAUGGGCCAGGAUUGCUUUCCUCCCGACCAGGUGCACCAGAACCCCCAGCACAUGGGCAUGUACACCAACACCGGUGGCGGUCCCCCCGGAGUCGUCCCGCAGCAACCACCGAACAUGAUGCACCAGCAACCUCCGCAGCUUCACCAAGGACAGCAACCACCGCCAAAUAGUCAAAAUUCCAACUCUGGACUGCAGUCGCCUCUUUACCCGUGGAUGAGGAGUCAGUUUGAACGAAAACGUGGCCGCCAAACCUACACCCGGUACCAAACGCUGGAGCUCGAGAAGGAAUUUCACUUUAAUCGCUAUCUGACCAGGCGAAGGAGAAUCGAAAUCGCCCAUGCCCUGUGUCUGACAGAGCGGCAGAUCAAGAUCUGGUUCCAGAAUCGGCGAAUGAAAUGGAAAAAGGAAAACAAGACCAAGGGUGAACCGGGCUCCGGGGACGAAAACGAUAUGACACCGCCACAAUCGCCGGCGUAAACACUUGUGCUCACGACAAACUCCCCCCCAAAACUAGCAUAAUACUACUAUUAGCAAUUUUGUAAUGAUUUGCUCUUAUCAGAACAAAACAAAACGGUGCAGUCUAUGUUUCAGAAGGUUAGCAAAAAAAAACACAUUUUCAAAAUCAUUUCGCUUUACCAUUUGAUUGCAAGUGAUGGAAAAACGAGCACCGCUAUUUUACGACAUCAAGCAAGGACGACGAUCAAAAUUCAAUCUUUGUAGGAAAACAACAACAACAAAAAAGCAGAAUCUAUCAUAUAUAAAAGAAAAAAAAUCCACGAACACUAAUUUAUUAUGAACGAAAUAUGAUGAAAGAAAGCAAAACAACUCAUGUGACCUCAAAACUAAUGUUAAUUUAGAA